Molecule: messenger RNA, 206 nt
Organism: Entrophospora candida
Lineage: Eukaryota; Fungi; Glomeromycota; Glomeromycetes; Entrophosporales; Entrophosporaceae
Source: the annotation of a GenBank genome assembly
AUAAUGAUGUAGAAAUAGAAAGUGGUGAUAAUACGGAAGAAGAAAAUGAUGUAGAAGUAGAGACAAUUGAGGGAGUAAAGUCUAUAGAAGCGGAAAGUGGUUAUAAUACGGAAGAAGAAAAUGAUAAUGAGGUAGCUAAGGGAGCAGCAAGGUCUAAUGAAGCAUUAAGAGCAAUAUUUAAAGCAGCAACAGAAACAAUUAUAGCG